Pararge aegeria (speckled wood butterfly) is the source of this 1302-nucleotide messenger RNA. It is a transcript of the gene Kcmf1, whose product is annotated as E3 ubiquitin-protein ligase Kcmf1. The record is from RefSeq and is a predicted model, not a curated record. Gene Ontology annotation, cellular component: plasma membrane. Gene Ontology annotation, molecular function: zinc ion binding. The transcript is spliced from 8 exons. Bases 184 to 1302 code for a protein of 372 amino acids. Gene Ontology annotation, biological process: synaptic signaling. NCBI's taxonomy places the organism in Eukaryota, Metazoa, Arthropoda, Insecta, Lepidoptera, Nymphalidae.
ACAGCCAUUAUGUGACGUCAUUAUGGCCUGGUUGGGUUAGGUUUGCUUGGAAAUUUUUGUUAAAAAUCUUGUAUUUUAGUGUAUUAUAUGUUGUGCUACUUAUUUUAGAAUAGUAAUAUAAAUACCUCAAAUAGUAGCAGUAAUCCUGGUGCCAAGGUGUUGCGGCGACAUUUUGUGGCGAAAAUGAAUCGCCAUGAAGGAGUCAGCUGUGAUUCUUGUUUGAAAAAUAAUUUUAGAGGACGACGAUAUAAAUGUUUGAUAUGCAUCGACUACGACUUAUGUGCCGCUUGUUAUGAGUCUGGCGCUACAACAAACCAACACACAACAGAGCAUGCCAUGCAAUGUAUUCUAUCCAGAAGUGAUUUUGACCUAUACUACGGCGGCGAGAGCCUGACACUGGAACAGCCACAAGCCUACACAUGUCCAUUCUGCAACCGUAUGGGGAUGACUGACACAGCGCUUAUAGAACAUGUUACUGCGGAACAUGCUGACACAACUCAGGCUGUGGUAUGUCCUGUGUGCGCUUCAUUGCCUGGUGGGGAGCCGAACUUUGUAACUGAUGACUUUCCUGGCCAUCUGACUCUUGAACACCGAACGGGACCAAGGGAUCUCAUUUCAUUUUUGGAUGAGCCAAGCGGCAUCCGGCACGGCGGAGUACGUCGCAUGCCGCCCUCGGGGCGUGGGGUGAGCCGAGCGCGUCGCACCAAUAUGCACUUCAGCACGUCCGGCGGGAUCGCGGCGCUGUCGCCGUCGUCGCGCGACGCUGUGGUGGACCCCAUCGCGGAGCUGCUGUCACAGCUGUCGGGCGUGCGGCGGGGCGCCCAGCCCGGCACGCCCAGCCAACUUCAACAACUGCAGAUGCAACUGCAACUAGAGCGGCAACAGGCCACGGCGGCCCGCCAGCAGCUGGAGCGACUCCCGCGCAGACCCGCCGCCGCGUCGUCGAGCAGCGCCAGCGCUCCGCCCCCCGCACUCCAGCCGGCCUCCCAGCCGCCGCAGCAGCCCGAGGCGCCCGACUCCCAGUUCCUCCUCGCCGGCUUCCUUGGCGCGACGAGCGGCACGGACAGCGCGGAGACGGAGAGCCGCGCGGCGCUGCUGCGCGGGCUCAUGCUGGCGUCGCUGGGCCGCGCGCCGCCCGCGCCCCGCCCCCCGCCCCUGUGCGCCGCGCCCGCACCCGACCCCGCGCCCGCGCCCGCACCGCCGCCCGCACAGCCACCGCCGCGCGCCAAGCCGCAGCCGCGCACCAAGGUGCCCGCGCCGCCCGACCCGCCCGCCGUGCCCACGCGCCCGCGCCCCGUCUGA